Eriocheir sinensis (Chinese mitten crab) is the source of this 4418-nucleotide messenger RNA. RefSeq names its product homeobox protein SIX2-like. The coding region runs from base 390 to 1553 and encodes 387 amino acids. The record is from RefSeq and is a predicted model, not a curated record. The transcript is spliced from 3 exons. NCBI's taxonomy places the organism in Eukaryota, Metazoa, Arthropoda, Malacostraca, Decapoda, Varunidae. Gene Ontology annotation, molecular function: RNA polymerase II cis-regulatory region sequence-specific DNA binding; DNA-binding transcription factor activity, RNA polymerase II-specific. Gene Ontology annotation, cellular component: transcription regulator complex; nucleus. Gene Ontology annotation, biological process: regulation of transcription by RNA polymerase II.
GGGAGUGCAGAAGAAAGAUGAGGAAAGGUUUGGACAAGGAUCUCUUGACACGGAACAAGCUCAUUUUAAGCUCUCGAGAGCGGAACAUGUGACGGGGAAGCAAGUGUGUGACGCAAAACUGAAACUUGGCUGGAGGCCACGCGUUGAGCAGCGCCGCGCCCCACGGGGACCUGUUGAUUCCCGGUGGCGCCAGCAACAGCAACACAGCGGCAGCAUCCCAUCAUGGUGGUGGCGGGGCGCCGCGGCCUGGCCUGAGUGUGCGGCGGGAGCACCUGCCUGGCGGAGGGGCGCGACAGUAGUGACGACAGUGUGCGCCGUAACGAACGCAGCGCAGAUGUGCCGGUGCUGAGGCGGCCCGCAGGGGCAACGCUGACCCUUGUUGUUGACCCAUGACGAUGAAGACGUGUGAAACGGGUCGUCCCCCGUCAGUUGAUUCCCUCGGCAGCCUCUCCAUCCCCUCCCCGGGCGUGCUGGUUCCCGCGGCGGCGCCCUCCACGCCCCAUGCCCUCGUCGCCCAGGGCACAGCAGUUCCCGCCCCGAUCAUGGCCAGGGACGCUGUCGAGGCUCCGGGAGUCAACACGGGCGGCUCCUCGUCCUCGUCUUCCUCAUCGUCGUCCGCGUCCACCCCCGAGGGCGCCAGCCUGCUGCAGGGGGGCAAGGGCAGCCUACAGUUUAGUCCCGAGCAGAUCGACUGUGUGUGCGAGACACUGCUGCAGGCCGGGGACAUGGAGCGGCUGGGCAGGUUCCUGUCCAUCCUGCCGCUGCACACGGAGGUCUCGCGCUCCUCGGAGGUGAUCCUGCGGGCGCGGGCGGCGGUGGCGUUUCACAGGGGAACGUUCAAGGACGUGUACACCAUCCUGGAGAGCAACACCUUCACCGCCAAGUACCACACGGAGAUGCAGAACAUGUGGUACCGCGCCCACUACAAGGAGGCCGAGAAGAUCCGACAGCGACCCCUCGGAGCCGUCGACAAAUACCGAAUCCGCAAGAAGUACCCGCUGCCGAAGACGAUCUGGGACGGCGAGGAGACCAUCUACUGCUUCAAGGAAAAGUCUCGCCUGGCGCUGAAGGAGUGUUACAAGCAGAACCGCUACCCGACGCCGGACGAGAAGCGGAACCUGGCCAAGCAGACGGGGCUCACGCUCACCCAAGUGUCCAAUUGGUUCAAGAAUCGCCGCCAAAGAGAUCGGAACCCCGCGCCUCGACCGGAGCUACUGUUGGGGGGCCACGGAGACGGGUCGGUCAUGGGGCACCCCUUCGACCACGCGGGGCACGAUAUGCGGGCCAUGUACGUCGCCAAGAUGACCUACGACCCUUCCAAGAUGGGUUACGACCCCUCCAAGAUGGGCUACGACCCGAGUCUGGCCGGCGUGGCAGCCCCGAGGCCCAACAUGAUGAAGACGGACAUGUUGGCGCAGCAUCUCAAGCCGGACGCUGCCUCGCUCCUGCACCAGUUCCCGCACAUGGCCGCCGCCGCCGCCUCGUAUCCCUACCAUGGCUAUGACACGUCCACGCUGCAGGCGGUCACGGCUUCGCACCACCAGGACGUGUGAGCCUCCAACAGUCUAUCCACGCCCUGGUGUACCUAAGUGACAUGUAGCGUGCGUGUUCGAGGGUCGAGUCUGUGGUGAUAGUCUUGUGCUCUCCCGCGUGCUCGGUAAACGCCCCCUGCGCCCUGUCCACGCCCUCAUCGGUGAGCGUGGUAGAGGCGUGUGUGCGUGGGUGCAGGCUUGGGGUAGUGAUACUCUUGUGUUGUGUUGUGCCGCGCGUGUGUGUGUGUGUGUGUGUGUGUGUGUGUGUGUGAGAGGGGAACAAGGUGGAACUAUUGAAAUGUGUGUGCGUGUGUGGGUAUCGGUGAGGUGGGCGUGGAUGUGUGUGGGACCAAAGGUGUGUGUGUGUGUGUGUGUGUGUGUGUGUGUGUGUGUGUGUGUGUGUGCGUGCGUUUAACAAGUGCGGCAUACACACACACACACACACACUCACACACGGAAAAAUGAUCCCUCUGUGUGACGAGAACGAGGUGCCGAAGAGGAGGAGGAGGAGGAGGAGGAGGAAAGGAGGAGACCCAACCCCCUCUACCAACACCAACACCCUUUCCUCCUCCCCCCUGCCCCCCCCCACCCCACCCCCGUUACCCCGUAGCUGUUCACGCCAAGGUCACUGGGUCAUGGUAAGUGUGACCUGCGUGAGGGCCACUGUUGGGAUGCCCUCGCGCUGCCCUCGGGAUCGUGACCUCUGCGGGGUGGUCACACGAGAGGGGAGGAGCGCCAGGGGUCAGGGGGAGGGUCAAAGGCCACUUGGCACUCACUGGCGGCAUCUCGCGUGUUGACACAGAGGUGGGUGUGAAGAGGGGGGUAAGGGGGAGGAAAGGGGGAGAAAGGGCAAGAGGGGAAUAGGACAGACACUCCCCACCAUGCACCCUCACGCAAUCCCCCACCUCUUCACGUACCAUGCAAUUGAGGAAAGAAAGGGGCCCAGGAAGGAAAGUGAGAGAAGUGGGGGAAUAGGGAGGGAGGACAGCAAUCACCCCCCCAGACCCUCCCUACCCACCCUAUUCCCGUAGUACCAUGCUAGUGAGGAAAAAGAGGGGCAGAGAAAGUAGGGAGAGUGUACCUUUAUGUAAGAAAGUGUGAAAAGAGAGAGAGAAGAGGGAGAGAGGACAGCCCCGCACCCCCACGCAACCCCUUCAUGCACUCCCUAACGCACCUCACUCACGCACCACGCACAGAAAACAGUACAUUGAGGUUUUAAAGAGACGGUUACGUGACUUGAAGUGCCGCUAAAGAGAGGGAGAAAGUGUUGUCGGCCACGUACAUACCACCACGCACUCUCCCACACGCCCACUUUCCCGUUAUAACUCUCCUGACGCACUCACUUUUACCAACCACGGACAGAAAACGAUACAGUGAGGCUUUUAAUAGAUUGAUAAGUGUCUCGAAGUGCUGUCAGAAGGGGAAAAGACAUAAAGAACCCUUUGAAGUGUGUGAGAAACUUGUGCUCCUUGCCUCUUGCACCUGGACCAAAACGUCGACUUAGUGGGUAAUGUGUUGGUACUACUACGACUACUACGACUACUACGACUACUACUACCACCUGGGAACUGAGUGAUUCGUUACCUGGCUGGCUGGCUGGCUUAGUGUUUAUAACUACUGUGAACUGUGCUAUUGUGUGUGUGUGUGUGUGUGUGUGUGUGUGUGUGUGUGUGUGUGUGUGUGAUGAUGGCAGUGAGCUCUGUUUUUGGUGUGAUUAUUACUGCUGCUGCUACUACUACUACUACUACUACUACUACUACUACUACUACUACUACUGUGAAACUAUUACUAUUACUGCUGUUCUCAACCUCUUUUCCUUUUUCAACUACUAUUACUACUUUCCCUCCUCCUCCUCCUCCUCUUCCUUUUACUAUAUACUACUACUACUACUACUACUACUACUACUACUACAACUACUGUGAAACUAUUACUAUUACUGCUGUUCUCAACCUCUUUUCCUUUUUCAACUACUAUUACUACUUUCCCUCCUCCUCCUCCUCCUCUUCCUCUUACUACUUCUACUACUGCAACUACUACGAGGGGUUUCCUAAGCUCUCCUAUCCCUCCCAGUGAGGAUAAGUUAUACUACAAGAGUUUCGUGUUCUAACGAGACGUGUGAAACGAGUGAAACAGGAAAUGAAGACAAAUUGGAACUGAAGAAAAAAGAAAAGAUGAAGAAAAAAAGGAACUGGUGAAGGAGUCUGGCUGGAAUGUAUUGUAUUAUUCAUAUUUUCCUUCUUUUUUCUUCUCCCCCUCCUCCUCCUCACCCCUUUAAUGUGUUGCUAAAGGGUGAGGAAAGGGUGAGAAGGGGGGCAUUUAAAACAAGUAUUAUCAUAACCACCCCUACCACCCCUCUCCCUUCACGUCAACCCCCCCCCCCAUCAUACCACCAUUCCCACCAAAAAACCAUGCACAGAAUCUACACCCUCACCACCGCCAACCACCCAGCUCCCUUUGACCCCUCACCCCCACCCACCCAGACCUGCCUCCACCCCCCACCCAGCUCCCCCCACACCACCUCAUCUCCACCCUUUAACCCCUCUCACCACCCCACUCGUCAAUCUAACCUUACAUUAUCUUUUUUUUCUAGGUAUGUCUAUUAAUUUUUGUGGUUAUUAGUUUUAUUUUCCUUUUACUUUUACGCAACUACUAUUUCCCUUUCGAGUUUUACAUGUAUUCUUUUUUUUUAUUCACUUAUCUAUGUUUAAUUGUUUGACUUGUAGCAUCGUCAUUUUUUUUUUUCGGUUUUCGAUGUCAACCUGCUUAUUACCCAGUCCUCCAUCCCUCGUUCACUCCCAUCCUCCAUUCCACUCAUUCCCCACGAUGCAGAUAUCAAUUAUCCUCCUUAUCAAUUUUCAGCACUCGGAUUGGAAAGCUAAAUAAAAA